GGAUUUAAGAGUGAGAGUAAUAUCCGACCGACUAAAAUACCAUCAUCAUCAUCACCAGUAUUUUUACUACUAAGGUUCAAAGGUUAUAGAUAAUAAUUUACUCAUAACAUGUGGUGUGAAGUACGCUCUAAGUAUUUAAAACUAAAUAGGUAUAUCGUAUUAUGUGUAAAAACGGGAUGCUGGAAUUAGGCAAUAUAUUUUAAAGUGCAAGAGAUAUACAUAUGGCUACUUUUAUCACCCUAUUGUUAUUAAUAGGGGGGUAUUUUAUUCCGUGUAUUUUAAGUGUCACUGUGAAAAUGGGGGUCAUUUUGCCUGUGUCGGGUCCUUAUUACUGGAUCUUACCUAAAACGAAACCUGCUAUAGAAUACGCUGUAGACACUAUAAGAAAUGAUCCGAAAUUUCUCGCCGGCCACGAUAUUGUUAUGGAAUACAAAGACUCUCAUUGUUCGGAAACUAUAGGUCCCCUGGCCGCCAUAGAUAUGAAGGAUAAAGUGCAUGUUUUUAUUGGGCCUGCAUGUGAUUAUGCCGUGGCCCCCAUUGCUAGAUUUUCUUACGCUUGGGAAAUCCCCAUUAUCAGUGCCGGGGCUUUAGUUAGUGCGUUUGAGAAUAAGAGAGAGUACAAACUCUUGACGCGGGUUAUGGGGCCUUAUGCCGAAGCCGGGAAGUUUUUUUAUAAUUUGUGUAGAACGUUUGCCUGGAAUAAAGUUGGUCUCCUGUAUCACAAUAAACCCGUGGGAGGUAAUCAAGGCAAAUCCAAUUGUUAUUUCGCCAUGGAAGCAAUUUAUAUCCGUUGGAAGAAAGCGUUUGAUGUUGAACCCUGGAAUCGAGAUUUUGAUGAAAGCGUUAAAAAUAUUGACUUUGGAAAAUUUUUGGAAGAAGCCAGUAAAAACGUCCGAGUGGUUGUAUUGUGUGCCUCGCCAGAUUCUGUGAGAGAGAUAAUGAUCAAGGCUCAUGAACUAGACUUUGACAACGGAGAAUAUGUCUUCUUUAACAUCGAUCUUUUCAGCAGCAAAAAUGCAAGUGAACGACCAUGGUAUAGACCGAAUGAAACAGAUGAACGAAAUGAGAAGGCUCGGCUAGCAUACCAGUCUCUUAUGACGGUCACUUUGAGGAAACCCAACAGUCCAGAAUACAGAAUGUUUUCCAAAGAGGUGAAGAAACGUGCUAAAGCCCUGUAUGAUAACUUUACCUAUGGAGAAGAAGAGGUGAACAGUUUUGUUGGGGCGUUCCACGAUGCCGUUAUUCUUUAUGCCUUGGCUUUAAAUGAGACUCUAGAGGCCAAUAUCCCGAUCUCAAAUGGCUCACAUAUAACUCAACGAAUGUGGAACAGGACAUUUGAAGGUAUAACAGGAACAGUGAGUAUUGAUGCUAAUGGUGAUAGAAAUGCUGAUUACUCGUUACUAGACAUGAACCCUGAGAAUGACAAAUUUGAGGUGGUUGCUAAUUACUAUGGCAACAAGAAACGCUAUGAACCUGUACAGGGCAAGAAGAUUCAUUGGGCAGGUGGUCGAGAUUCACCUCCUCCAGACACGCCCACAUGUGGUUUUGAUGGCUCCAAAUGUCCACCUGAAGAACCAUUUCCAGAAUAUGGUAUUGUUAUAAUUGUUCUUGGUUCAAUAAUAUUAUUAGUAUUGAUAGCUACAGUUUUUAUAUAUAGACAUAUAAAACUUGAAGCAGAGCUAGCCGAAAUGAACUGGAGAGUUAGAUGGGAAGACAUUAUUUUUGGAUCACCUGAAAAGAAUCAUAAGUUGGAGCGUCAGGGAAGUCGGAUGAGUCUUAAUAGGCGUAAUUCUUAUAUGAGUGAUUGUUCUGGUGAUACCAUAGCCUGUCAUUUAGGAGAUGUUGGUAAUCGACAACUUUUUACAAAAACUGGCUAUUAUAAGUGUGCAAUUGUAGCCAUUAAAAAAAUUGAACGAAGUGCUAUUGCUAUACAUAAAACAUUGUUACUGGAAAUAAAACGGAUAAAAGACUUACAGAACGACCAUGUAGUGAGAUUUCUUGGCGCUUGUAUAGAUCCACCUAAUCUAUGUGUAUUAACGGAAUAUUGUCCCAAGGGUUCUUUACAGGAUGUUUUAGAAAAUGAUCAGAUAAAGUUAGAUUGGAUGUUUAGAUAUUCUAUCAUGCAAGAUAUAGUUCGAGGUAUGGCUUAUUUAUGCGGAACUGAAAUUCGUAGUCAUGGUAACUUAAAGAGUACUAAUUGUGUCGUAGAUAGUAGAUUUGUAGUAAAAAUAACAGAUUUUGGUUUACAUCACUUCCGAACACCAGCAGAAGACCCUGCAGAAGAUACUUAUGCUUAUUAUCAUCGACGAUUAUGGACCGCACCAGAAUUACUUAGAAUGCAUCAUCGACCGCCAGAGGGAACACACAAAGGGGAUGUUUAUAGUUUUGGUAUUAUAUGUCAAGAAAUAGUGUAUAGAAUGGGUGUAUUCUAUUUAGCGAACUUAGAUCUUAGUCCCGAAGAAAUAAAUGAGAAAGUCCGUAAUGGUAUGAAACCAUAUUUUAGACCAACAUUAGAAGAUUUUGACUGCCCGUGUGAUGAAUUAGCAGGAGUUAUUAGAAAAUGUUGGGCAGAAGAUGCUUUAGAGAGACCAGACUUCCAUGCUUUAAAAUCCAUUAUCAGAAAAUUGAAUAAAGAUGGUGAUAAAGGGAAUAUAUUGGACAAUUUAUUGUCCCGAAUGGAACAAUAUGCUAACAAUUUAGAGGCAUUAGUGGCCGAGAGAACCUCUGAUUAUUUAGAAGAAAAAAGGAAGGCUGAAGAUCUUUUAUAUUCUAUGUUACCCAAGGUUGUUGCAGGUCAGUUAAUACGAGGAGAAUCUGUUCAAGCUGAAACAUUUGAUAGUGUUACUAUAUAUUUCUCUGAUAUUUGUGGUUUUACAGCUUUAUCAGCUGCUAGUACACCCAUGCAGGUGAUUGACCUAUUAAAUGAUCUCUAUACAACAUUUGAUUCCAUUAUUGAACAUUUUGAUGUCUAUAAGGUUGAAACAAUUGGUGAUGCAUAUAUGGUAGUUUCUGGACUCCCGGUGAGAAAUGGUAACCUUCACGUGCGUGAGAUUUCACGUAUGUCAUUAGCACUGCUAAAUGCUGUUUUGUCUUUCAAAAUUCGUCAUCGACCAAACGAACAACUGAAAUUACGAAUAGGAUUACAUACAGGUUAUGUAGUAGCGGGUGUUGUAGGGUUAAAGAUGCCAAGAUAUUGUUUAUUUGGAGAUACUGUUAAUACAUCAUCUAGGAUGGAAUCUAAUGGUCUUCCAUUAAGAAUUCAUGUUAGUCCCCAGAGUAAAGAAGUAUUAGAUACCUUUGGUACAUUUGAUUUAGAAUUACGAGGAGAAGUUGAAAUGAAGGGAAAAGGUAAAGUGACAACAUAUUGGUUAAAUGGUGAACGUGAAGCUUCCAUACCUGGAGUUAAAUUAUAUAAUAAUUCCACCGCACCUCGUAUAUUAUGACCAUUGUGAUGCAUUAAUCAACAGUGAUUAUUUAUGAAACUGUUUUACAUAUCCAAAACAAAACUAAAAGUGCUGCUGUUGGGGCAGAUUAUAUUGCACCAGGUAUAAGUCGCUGAACCUACUACAUGAAAUAAUUGGUGAAGAGAGGCAGAAACUGCUUUGUGAUCUGGUGAAUAUUAAUUAGGCUGAAGGAAUUCAGGGUGAAAUAUUCAGUGAUUAAAAGUAAUGCGAGACAUAAUUAUUUUUCAUGAAAUAUAGAAUGAGUUACUCAUACGAAACUAUGGGUAAAGUUAUCAGUAUGGUUAGACUGUCUAUGUGUUCAGAUUGUGAAUUACUAGUAUUAUGACUUGACUGAUAUUGACAGUCGUAAACAUAACCAUUUCUAAACCCUGAGCAGAAUAUAUAGAAAUGCUCAUAGAAAAAAAAGGUGGGAAAACUGUGAAUAAAAUGAAGACCGACUCAUGUGCUGCCUGGCAGUUUACACCAUUAAAUAAAUACCAGUGUUUAAUAUACAGAAUUCUUAAGGCCUUGAUUAAGCUUAAGGUCUUGGUUUUGCCUUUUGUUUUGUUAUUAGUUUAUGUAUAUAUUAUAAAUGAUGUUGAUGUUAUUUAUUUAUUAGAGUUUUAUUGACUACCUUGUUAUUGAAUACCAAGAGACUGGUCAUUCAUGCUGUUGACACUAUUUAUUAUGGUUUCAUUCAUAAAUCUACAUCUUCCCUUUAAGUAUGUUCUGGGAUGUUAACCAUUUCUUUGAUCUAAAUUGAUCUUAGAAGUUUUGGAUCAAGUGUUCACUCCUUACCAACAACCACCCAUACAAAACCAGAAAUAGAGAUUUUUAAAUCUAUAAAAUAGAAUUAAAAUUCUAUUUUAAUAAAGCAAAUAUCAAACUUAUAUACAUAAAACUUUAUACUUAAGUUUUAAGUCUGUUAAAUCUAUGUCUAAAUAGUAUUUUUAAUUUUUAUGGUAGUCAUUACAGAUUUUUUAUCAAUUCAAAUUUAUCAUUAUCAUCACUGAUCUAUUAUUUAUAAAUUUUUACGAAGCAUUAUUCCAAAAUUGCUCAAGGUUUUAUUUAUGCUGUAUUUAAUUAUCAUUAUUUUUGUGAGUUCAUUAUUAACCAGGGUUCCUGCGGUCCUUGAAAAUCCUUGAAUAUCCUUAAAUUUAAAAUUUCAUUUUCAAGGUCUUGAAUAUCCUUGAAUUUCGCGGAAAUAGGAAAAUAUCCUUGAAUUUCAGUUGAGAUCCUUAAUUUUGUUUAAAAUGUCUUCAAUUCCUUUUAAAUAUGAGAUUAUAACGAUAGUUGGUAAUGUUUUGGUUAUCUUUAAGAUGAAAAAUUGUAACUUUAGGCUAAAAAAUGUGCUUGAAAAUCCUUGAAUUUGACGUAUAUUUAUCCUUGAAAAAAUGUUUGACGAAGCCGCGGGAACCUGUUAACCUGUUUUUGAAAGGGUCAACAUGUUUUUCGAUUCUAGAAAGUAUUUGAUACACAAAAUGUGGUAACAAAAGGAAGAGUAAUUAUUGUUAGUAUCCAGUUAGUUGUUUUCAGAAGAAACCAUUACUCGAUUUGCCCAGUAUGCAAUACAUGAAUUUUGUCACCUGGAUGCAAACUAAUAGUCUUUAUAGGAAAUGCUACAUUCUGGUUUUUAAAGAUAAUUGGUUGCCAUAUUUAUGGAUCAAAUAUGACCACUUAAAGUCUGUAUCUAAAGUAUAAUCACAACAGUUGAUAUUGUACAUGUUCAGAUGUAUGACAUUAACACUGCCACCUGAUAAUCUAAACAGACCACAUAUCUAUAAUUAUAUUUUAAUUGUGUUUUUAACAUAAUUAAAUCUUUAUUAAUAUAAAUAAUAUUUUAUUUAUAUUAAAACAUGAUCUAAUUAAUAUUGGUAGAAAUCAUAACAUGAUUUAUUUGUAUUAAAAUAUUAUUUAAGCUAUUUUGAUAUAAAUCAUAAUAUGAUUUAUUUGUAUUUAAACAUAUUCUUAGCUCUAUUGAUAGAAAUGAAGCUUGUACAUUUAUUAUUAUCACUAAUAUUAAUCAUAAUAACAAUUCUACUUGUUUAUUUUAACUGCUGUACAUUAUCUGCUCUUUUAUUGUUUGUUAUAGAAAUCAUUUAUUGUUGUUGUUAUUUUAAUAUGCCCUACACGACAGCUUAUAUGUAUGUUAUAAAUUUAAAUUAGACUUAUAUUGGGUCUAUAUAUACAUCCUAUGCCAAAUAGCAAUGUAUAUUUGAAGGAGAGAGGGCAUUGCAUAACUGAAAAUUCACAUGUAAAGAAUAUGGAGAGCAUCUUAUUUUGAAUUUGUUUCCUUAAAGAGCCAUCAUCAGGUUUUGGAAGAUUUUGCUCACUGGUUAUAUGGUUUUCUUUGGAAUGUAAAUAUAAGAAUGCACUGGUAUGUUUGCUGUUCACGAUUUAUACAAAGCCAUGAAUGUAUACAGAGUUACGGUACACAAAACCCAAAUGACUUUGCGACUUGUUUAUUUGGUGUUGUCUAAGGGUUUUAUUAACUAUCUUUGGUCUAACAAUAUUAAUGAGAUGCAUAACAGCAUGAUAUGAUUUAGAUUAAUUAGCUUAGUAAUAAAUUACUGCACCUUUUGAUUAAUUCUUUAAUGUCUGGCUCUCCUCGACUUUUUAAAUGACUGCUGUGUGAUCAACAAACUAGCCAUCAAAGAAUCCAGGUAAAAAGUCAGAUAUUUUGGACUACUUUUUGGCUGUGUGGAUGAUUUUUUAUCUGUUAUCAGAAGAAAUAGUUAUAUUAUUUAUUAUAAUUAGUAGAGAAUAUUCCAUUCUGGAAAAAUAUUAUUAGAACUGAAAUGGAAAGUUUAAAACUAUUAAACCUCAGCAGUUUAAAUUAUUCUAUAUAGAUCUUGUUUGUUCUGUGGGUUGAUUAAUUAAAGUCCACUAUUAAAAGAACUUUGUAUCAUUGCUAUAUAGGAUAUUGUCUGUGAUAGUUUUAUUUGAGACUCUAAUUAUAAUUUAUCAAUAAAAUGUUGAUGUUUU
Patella vulgata (common limpet) is the source of this 6428-nucleotide messenger RNA. RefSeq names its product atrial natriuretic peptide receptor 2. The transcript has 22 exons. The record is from RefSeq and is a predicted model, not a curated record. Gene Ontology annotation, cellular component: membrane. NCBI's taxonomy places the organism in Eukaryota, Metazoa, Mollusca, Gastropoda, Patellidae. Gene Ontology annotation, biological process: receptor guanylyl cyclase signaling pathway; intracellular signal transduction; cGMP biosynthetic process. The coding region runs from base 222 to 3443 and encodes 1073 amino acids. Gene Ontology annotation, molecular function: peptide receptor activity; ATP binding; protein kinase activity.